CAACAAUAGACGAUAUCAGCUACAGACAUCAACAACGUUCACUACCUCGUUUCGAGAAGAGAGCAGCGUGGAUUGCGCCCUACCAACCAUGCGUACAAUCGGCUGGAGAAAUCUUAUCAAUUCGAAUUGUAACCCCUGCGUUCCAGAACUAGCGAUGUAACUCACAGCAGACAUGUUAUGAGAGCUCUAUAGCUCCGGCCCAGCAUUUCAGUUCGCAUGGAUGGCAUCUCGCUCGGACAACUAACACUGCAAUUCGAUUUUACUCGCUUCGACUGAUUACUGAGCGAAUCACAUCUUCCUUGAAGGGCCCAUCCAGGAUUUCCACUUGUUCCACCUGUUCCACCUGUUCCACCUGUUCCACGUCGAAUCCACAAGGUCCUCCUUCACCCUAGCAGCGCUAUCGCAAAACAUAUCUAUCGCUUUUGUGCAGCACUAGACAAUAGCGCGAUAUCGAAAGGGAACCUUGUGAGAAACAGCUCUUCAAGGUAGAAUUCAAGAAACAAUGGAUAAUUACGGCAAUGAACAGGGCAUACAGGGCGGUCUGUUGACUGGUAAUUCUGGCUAUAUAAGCCAUCGAGAUACCCGCCGGGAAACCGACAUCUCACCACGGAGUUCAAGUAUCAAAAUUCUCAGGGCCUCGAAAGACAAUUCUAUUAUUCCCCCCCGGCCUUCUUGACCAUCACCAUGAGGCUCCCCAUACCUGUUGUGUUUGCGUCCGUUUAUGCGGGAGCUGUCCUCGCAGUUCCCCAUGCAGAUUGGAACCCAGCACCGCCAUGCCAUGCUUGCGCAGGUUGGCUGCAAUGCGACCACAGCCCGAGAAACGACUAUCCCAUCCACAACUCUUGCAAUGCCACCGAGCGGAGGAUGAUCCGUCGCGGUUUACAGGAUGCCAUGACUCUAGCUGCCCGGGCCAGAGACCAUGUGCUCUGGUAUGGCAAAGAUUCCGCUCUGUACCGCAAGUACUUCGGCGAUGGCCCGACUAGCGAGGUAAUCGGGAACCUAGAGCGGGUCGUCAGUGGGAAAAAGUGGAAGACGUUGUUCCGCUGCGAUGACCCGGAUGGGAAUUGCAAGCAUUUCCCCAAAUACGGCGGCCACUGGCGCGGCGAAAACGCCACCGACGAAACCGUAAUCUGUGCGUUAUCCUACCACACACGGCUAUAUCUCGAUUACUUCUGCACGCGCGGGUAUACCGUCUCCGGUUCACCGCGCAACACCUACUGGGGCACCGACAUGCUGCAUCGGCUGUUCCACAUGCCUGCCAUCGGCGAGUCCUACGUUGACCACUUUGCCAGCUCCUACGAGGACGUGAUGCACCUAGCGAAGUAUAAUUCCACCUACGCCACGCGAGAUAGCAAUACGCUGCAGUACUUUGCGGCAGACGUGUAUGGGCAUGAAGUCGCCGUGCCGCAUUUUGGGUGUCCGGGUAAGUGGGAAGAGGAAAAAUCGACGACUACGACGAUGCCACCCACUACUCAACCGACACAGGACACACCCACACCCACGGUUCCGCAGCCCCCAGCGCCAACCGUUCAUGUACCACCGAAUUGCCACACGCACGAGGGCGGAGAGUUGCAUUGCCUCUAGGCCGCAUAUAGGGCUUUUGAGGAAUGCAAGCUCGACCAUUCUGCAGGUAUGGCCCGAGGAUGGAGGAGGGGCAAGGCCCCCUCUCCCCAUCACGAAUGACAGGGAUAGCGGAGAGAGAAUGCAUGUUGGAUGUCCAUGAUACCCACGCGUAUACCAAGCCAGCAUUUAACAAUACAAUGAUAAGAAUGACUUAGAAGAAAAGAAUAUGACAAUCGGAUAGAAUAGGGAUAAUCGACUAGAAUAGUACGCUACAUCCUUUGUUCAUUUCAUCUCCAUCGCCUGCAUACUUAGCCUCACUCUGCAGAAGCUCCCAAGCUUCCCCUGACACAACCAUCGUCUUGCACAGCCACACUCACACCGGGAGGGAUGGAUCAUUCCCCUUCUCAUUUUAACUACUCCGUACUUCAGCCCUACCAGCCCGCGCAGCCACAGCUCUUGAACCAACCGUGAUCAGAUCAGGCCAUUUAUUAUUAUUGCCUCUCCACAGCUGAAUGGCGGAAACAAGUGAUAAAAUUUCUGGGACGGAGCCUCUUAUUAUUCUGUCCAAUCUUGUUACUCCAUAGACGAGGGGUUCUGAGCAUCGUUGAUCAAGUAUUCUCUGAGAUAGUCACCGCUCUUCCCGAGUGUAAACCACAUACAAAAAGGCUGCGCCGUAUACUUGAGUAAAGAUGUGUAGCUAGUCACCAUUCAGACAAGUAUUUAUUAUUAUGGAGUAUUAUAGUUAGACCAGCAUCUCACCUCCCAUCAAAGGAACCCAAUGCCAAUCAACACAGCAUCAGCAAAAAGUUGCAACCCCCCCCUUCUCUCCUUUCAGAAAUCCAUAUACUAGCAUGCGCCUCCACCGAACCCACGAACCCACGAGCCAGCUGAGGCGGCGCUAAGUAGUAGUUUUUGAGAGUUCUACUCAAGGAUUUGUUGGUUAGUUUGCCUAGGAAGUCAUUAUUAUUAUUGAAUGCUGUGUCGAGUGUCGAGGAGCUAAUACUAUAUAUUCCAUGGCUGUAUUAUAUAUAAUAAGAUACCUGUAUCAGGCAAUAUGGUAUUAUACGGUAUUUACAAGUAUAUUGCUUCGUCCGCUGCUUAUUAUUAUUAUUAUUAUUAUUAUUAGUCGACAACUACGGCAUACACCGCUGCCCACUAGUACGCUGUAAGGAAGUAACUAACCAACCCAGUCCAGUCCAAUCAGCCGGUGGAUCGUGGCUGGCCAGAUGAGUGCUAUAUUUAGACACCGAGCAGACGGACGGCAGACUGCAGCUGGGCGGUGUUGGUUGGUGUUGGUUGGUGGGCAAUGCAAUGGUGGCUAAAGGGAGCAAGUCGGCGUGCAAUAAUGAUCUCUUUGUCGCUUGGGUUGGAUGCGAUGGCAUCUUGUCCUGAGGAUUCUUUAAAUCUCUUUUCUUCUUCUUCAUCUUCUUCUUCAACACACCGCGAUGGAUCUGGUUUUGCGGGGAUGAGAUCAGUCUAAAAUUGCCCUCAUGUCAUUAUUGUCCCUCACACGCAUGUUCACAUGGAACUUACAGCACAUGCAUCCUUGCAUACUCGCUGUCCAAACCCCCUAGAGCGAUAAUAUAAUUGACAGUUCAAGGGACGAGGAAUUUACCAGUAUUAAUUAUCCCAGACAUUCCUGACAGCUCACGGGCUCACGGGCACUGAAAUGAAGUCUGGACAUGGAAACCAGGCGGAUAUAAAAGAUGCCCCCUAAUAACCAUUCCAUACACAAUAAAAAAAUAAGGAGAAAAAUCAAACCUCGUGUUGACCCCCCUUUGGCUCCUUAAUAUAAAGGGAAGAGGGACAACGUUAGUUGGUCUGUAACAGCAACCCCACCCGCG
Messenger RNA from Blastomyces gilchristii SLH14081, 3407 nucleotides. Its product is annotated as CHA1 protein. Gene Ontology annotation, cellular component: extracellular region; fungal-type cell wall; cell surface. The coding region runs from base 685 to 1584 and encodes 299 amino acids. The transcript has 3 exons. NCBI's taxonomy places the organism in Eukaryota, Fungi, Ascomycota, Eurotiomycetes, Onygenales, Ajellomycetaceae. Gene Ontology annotation, molecular function: integrin binding; zinc ion binding; metallopeptidase activity. The record is from RefSeq and is a predicted model, not a curated record.